AUGCUUUUCUUCAAAUUAGCCAUUGCUGCUAUCCUAGCUGUCACAAUCUCUGCCAUCCCCAACCAAAAGGAUGUAGCUGCCACUGAUUCGCUCAUGCAAAGACGAUCUACGACAAACCCAGUAUUUGAAAAGAAACCGUCUGGCGGAGAUAAAUGCACGACCUGUGACAGCUCUGAAUGCUUGUCCAUUUCAUCAGGAUGUAUAGACUUGGGCUGUUGUCAUCCCCGAAAUGGUGUGCCAUGA
Messenger RNA from Melampsora larici-populina 98AG31, 243 nucleotides. RefSeq lists its product as uncharacterized. The transcript has 4 exons. NCBI's taxonomy places the organism in Eukaryota, Fungi, Basidiomycota, Pucciniomycetes, Pucciniales, Melampsoraceae. Bases 1 to 243 code for a protein of 80 amino acids. The record is from RefSeq and is a predicted model, not a curated record.